AUAAAAAAAUAAGAAAAUAAAAAAAUAAGAAAAUAAGAAAAUAAAAAACAAAAAUUAAAUAAAAUUCAAACUGAAGUUUGAAGAAAAACCAACAAAACGGCUAUUACCCUAAACCUAAGACUCUUUUGUUCUUUCUUAGAAUUUCGUGAGGCCUUAAAACGCCACUUUCCCAUCACAAUGCAAAUAAAUCGCAUCAAAUUGCUUGCCAUAUCGGGUGCGGUUUUUGUUUUUGCCAUCAUGAAUGGUUGGCUUAUAUUUCCGAAAAUUUUAAGAGCCAUUCUCAAGAAACAAGUGAAUUUAAAACCCGGCUCUGAUAUACGAGAAUUAUGGGAGAACACCCCAUUUCCUUUGCAUUUCUAUUUUUAUAUCUUCAACAUAACAAAUCCGGAGGAAUUUUUGAAGGGCGAAAUACCGACGGUCAAUGAAAUUGGACCUUUUGUGUUUGAUGAAUGGAAAUCUAAAUACGAUUUAGUUGAUGAUGAUGAAGAGGAUACAGUUUCGUAUAAUAUGCGCAAUGUCUUCAUCUUUAAUGCCGAGGCCUCCAAGCCCUUGACAGGAGAAGAAGUUGUUACAGUAUUGCAUCCCCUUAUAGCGCCUAUUGGCAUUGUGGUUAGCCGUGAAAAAGCUGCCAUGUUGGAUCUAGUUUCAGAGGCUCUUGCAUUAAUUUUCCAAGGUCAUAAGGGCACUUUUACUGGAAAAUUUAUGGAUAUAUUUUUCCGUGGCAUAAGUGUGGAUUGCUCCAAUAAUGAGUUUGCAGUCAAGGCUUUGUGUACCGCCUUUUACACGGGUGAGGUUAAACAGGCCAUACAAGUUAAUGAUACACAUUUUCUAUUUUCUUUUAUGGGAAAGGCCAACAAUUCGGAUGCUGGUCGUUUUACUGCCUGUCGUGGAGUUAAAAACGUUCAUAAAAUGGGUCAAAUUUUGAUGUUUGCUGAUGAGCCUGAAUUGGAUAUAUGGCCGGGAGAUGAAUGCAAUCAGUUCAAGGGAACCGACUCCACUGUAUUUCCACCCUUCCUAAGCAAGGAAGAGGGUAUAUGGGCCUUUACCCCAGACCUAUGUCGUUCAUUAGGGGCACACUAUGUGCGUAAAAGUUCCUAUGGUGGUUUGCCGGCCAGCUAUUUUUCUUUAGAUAUAGGCGACAUAAGGGGUACCCCUGAGUUACAUUGCUUCUGUGAAGAUCCUGAAGAUUUGGAUACUUGCCCUCCCAAUGGCACCAUGAGCUUACAUUUGUGUGUGGGAGCUCCUAUUUUGGCCUCUAUGCCGCAUUUCUACAAUGCUGAUCCCAAAUUGCUGGAGGGUGUUCAUGGUCUUAAUCCCAACGAAAAGGAUCAUGCGGUCUAUAUAGAUUUUGAAUUGAUAUCGGGCACACCUUUAAGAGCUGGCAAACGUUUGCAGUUUAGCAUGGAAAUUGAACCUGUACCAAAAAUUGAGCCAAUUGCCCAUUUACCCAAGACAGUGUUGCCUAUGUUUUGGGUGGAAGAGGGAGCUGCUUUGAAUAAGACCUAUGUGAAUAUGUUGAAGUACACAUUGUUUUUGGGCCUUCGAUUCAAUGUAGCCCUACGUUGGAUUUUGAUUACCCUCUCAACGGUAGGCUUUUUCGCCUCUGGAUAUUUGUUUAUGGUGCGCCAGGAAAGCUUCAACCUUAAGAUGCCCCCCAAAUUUGCUGAUAACAAAGUAAUGACCGUUAAAUCACCCCCCGUUGAAAAGGAGGACUCGGGCGAUAUGACAAAACAGAAGCCACCUUCACCGGAUCUAUCACAGACGGAUCUAUCGAAUCCCAAAGUGGAAAAAUAUUAAAUAGAAAAAUUUGCUAAGAUGACAAAAAUUAAAAAAAAAUAUAUAUAUAAAUGAAUAAGACAAUUGUUUAAUGCUUAUAUGAUAUGACAUAGUCAAAUGACAAAGAAAGAGAGCUUAUUUAAGUACAAAAUAAAAAAGGUGAAAAUUCUAUAAAAAAAACAAUUUUUGCUAGGGCAUGAGACGAUAAAAACCAAUGUAAGAAUUACAAAAUUAAAAUGAUUGAAUUAUUGAAGUUUUCUUGUUAAGGAAAAACCAAAAAGUUUUCCUAGGUUUAUGUAGUACCAUACAUAAAAAAAAAUUACACAAUAAGCAAAAAACUUUAAAACACCGAAUAGAUUUCAACAUGGUAUACACGUUAACAAAACCACUAUUUUACUUAAAAGAAAAAAUUAAAUUAAUCAAAAUAAAAAAUAAGCAAGUAGAAAAAUAAUUGUGUUAAAGUAGAGUAUACAUAUAAAUAAACUACUUUUAAAAAAUAAACAGCAUAAGGUAUUAAAAUCACAAUCUAUUAUCUCAAAUGACAAAAUUUUUUUUAAAACAAAAUUAAAUAUUAUAAAUACCAAAUUUCUCACAAAUUCUUUUCAAGACAAAAUGUUACUAAAAUUUUACCUAAAUUUUAGUAUAAUUUUACCUACAUUUUACAAAAUGUUACCUAAUUGUAGAGAAAUUUUGCUUAAAUUGUAGUAAAAAUUUACCAAUUUUAGUACUAUUUUACCUAAUUUUAGAAAAAUUUACCUAAAUUUUAGUAUAAUUUCCAUACACUGUUCUUAACAACAAAUUUAAAUAAAAAUUUUCCCAAAAAAUAGAGUAACCCUAAACUUUAAGGGUUAAAGGUUAAGAGUUAACCCCAAAUGUUCUUUAGGGUUAAAAAUUUCUUUAUUUGUUGAGGGUAUAGUUGACCUUUUUAUUUUCUUAUAUGACUAGUCGGAAAUAAAUAAUUGGAAAUAAAUUAAACCAAACCA
Stomoxys calcitrans (stable fly) is the source of this 2759-nucleotide messenger RNA. It is a transcript of the gene Snmp1, whose product is annotated as sensory neuron membrane protein 1. Gene Ontology annotation, molecular function: scavenger receptor activity. The record is from RefSeq and is a predicted model, not a curated record. The transcript has 7 exons. Lineage: Eukaryota; Metazoa; Arthropoda; Insecta; Diptera; Muscidae. Bases 178 to 1797 code for a protein of 539 amino acids. Gene Ontology annotation, cellular component: cytoplasm; membrane.